GCCCUCUCCUUUGACUAAGAUUUUGGCGGGGUUGGGCCCCGCGUGCCAUGGAUGUCGCGCGGCAUGCUGCCGCGGGGCUCCGUGGGCCUGCAGUUGCCGAGAAGUAAAACGGGGCCGACGGCCGCACCUACGCUUCGUCAAAAUGAGGGGCCGCGGAUGCCGUCGCUGAAGGGCUCCAUCGUCAUGGCCAUGAAGCCCAAGCAGCGCCCGCAGCCGCCGUGGCGCCCGGCGGGGAAAGCGCCCAAACCCGUGCCACGGAAGGUGGCCCCCCUGCCGAACCGCACGCUGCCGAAGAAGACGGGCCCCAGCUCGGCCCCUGGCAUCGUGCCGCUGAAGGGCUCCGUGGCCCUUGCGAAGGCCGGGCCAAAAGCCGCCAAGAAGAAGGUCCCAGGCCCAGCGCUGCGCGGCUCGGUGGCGCAGAUGCUGAAGGCGGCCAAGCCCCUGAAGGCCCCGGUGAAGGUGCGCCCAGUACGCCCAGUCCGCCCGCCGGCGCCCAAAACCGCGGCAACCGCCGGGAAGCGCACGCGGAACCUGCCGGACGCCUGGGAAAGCCUGAAAAAGCGGCGCCAUGACAAGCCCAUGGAGGACCUGGAGUUUCCCUCAGCAGAGCUCGAGGAAGAGUUUGAAGAAGUGGAGGUAGAGGUGGAGGAAGUCGUCCACAGGAACCUGAAGCCGAAGCAGCGGACCCCACAGCCGCCGCCGCCGCCGAAGCCGAAGCGGAAGAUUGUCUUCAAGGAGGUGAAGGCCCGUCUUGUUCACAAAGACCAGCAGAACCGCUUCUGGGAGUCCCUUUGCAGCCUCUCCGUGGCGAAUGUCCAAGGAAGACUCCGGGGAAGCAUCCAGACCAAGUUGUCAGGGCACGGCCUGCUGGAUGAGGACUUGGCGCAGUUUGUGAGCUGGCUGCGGAUGCAUCCAAGAAUGGGUACCGCCCACAGCUGGGCCUGGCGCAGCGUGGAUGUCGCGCAGAACCAGCUGACCCAAACCAGCGUCACGCUGCUCUGCGGAUUUCUGGACCAGUUCCAGGUGGAGGUCCAAGAGUUCCACUUCGAGGACAACCAGAUCGACGACAUCGGCCUGGACCGCCUGGCGCAGUUCGUGUCCUCGGAGGCGGCGCCCAUCAGGGCCAUCUUCCUGGACAACAACCGGAUCACCGCGCAGGGCAUCCUGUGGCUGCUUGCCCGGAUCUCCUUCCAUCCCAUGUACCCCAUGGAGCAGAAAGCGAACGGGACAGCACUAUCGCGCUACGCGCCUUUGUGGCUGAAGGCAGAUGGCAACGGCAUUACCGAGGAAGACCUGCAAGAGCUCUUCUCCUCCAGCAACUUCCGGCACCUGGGGUGCAGCGUCUGCCUCGCGGGGAGCUGCUCUCCCGGAAACUGCCGCCAAGCGAAGAUGACGAAGAAACACAACCUGGUGCUGCACCUCCACUUCCGAGGCGACCGGCAGCCCGCGCUGCGGCCCACGGUGCUGGCGAGCGCCCUGGCGCCGGCGGGGCCCUCUGCGCAGAAGGUCUUCGAGAUGAACGCGGGGCCCCAGCACUGGCGCCAGCCCUGGCUCGCAUCGGCCGAGGGUAGCAUGCGAGCGGAGCCCGCGAUCCUCUACGAGGACGCGAACUUCAUGAUCAUCUUCAAGCCCGCGAGCUGGCACUGCUGCUCCAAGAUGGGGGGCCCUGCGUUGGUGCAGCGCGCCAAAGCCAUGAACGGGGAGCAGAGGAGGACAUGUGCCAAGCAGCUGCUGGCGCAGCAGCAAGCUCCGCCGCUGCACGACUACAUCAUCCUCCGCUUCGGGGCGGACCCCACUUUCAAGGAGGUGUUGAAUGAGCGGAUGCUCUACGGCCUAGUGCACCGCUUGGACGUGGGCACCAGUGGGCCUUUGCUCAUGGCCAAGAACUGGGAGAGCUUCGACGCGGCCAAGCGGAUGAUCGCCCUGCAGCUCACCGUGCGGGACUACAUUGCGUUGGUCCACGGCAGCUUCGGCCAGCACCAGAUCAAGAGCCGCGGCCUCAUCCGCGCACCCAUCGACGCCACGACCUGGGACGCCCAGGGCCGAGUGGUGGUCCACGAGCGCGGCCAGGAGGCAUCGACAUUCUACGAGUGCCUCGCAGAGUACCAGAGCACGGCUGGGUCUCGCUACAGCCUGGUGCACUUCCGAUUGCUCACGGGGCGCACGCAUCAGAUCAGGGUGCACAUGGAGUACCUGGGCUUCCCUCUGGUGGGCGACCGCCAGUACCAGGGUCCGGCCCAGCGCCGGAAGGGGGACUUGGCAGACAGACCGCUGCUGCAUAAGGUCCGAUUCACUGUGCCCACCUACCCGGAGGGCGACCCCGUGGUGCUGUGGACGCCCCUCACCUCCGCGCAGGAAAUGUGCGAGGUGCUGGGCCGAUUGCAGCUGGUGCACGACCCGGAGGGCUGCGGGCUGCAUGAGCUGCAGCUCAACCUAUGAGCAGUCGGGAUCGAGUCUCAAACGUCGCAACGGGCCGGGGCUUGGGGAAACGAAUAUGGC
Effrenium voratum is the source of this 2499-nucleotide messenger RNA. The record is from the annotation of a GenBank genome assembly. Lineage: Eukaryota; Dinophyceae; Suessiales; Symbiodiniaceae.